Messenger RNA from Paramecium sonneborni, 11022 nucleotides. NCBI's taxonomy places the organism in Eukaryota, Ciliophora, Oligohymenophorea, Peniculida, Parameciidae. The record is from the annotation of a GenBank genome assembly.
AUGCUCCCUCAACAAAAAAGCACUGUAGAGGCUCAGCCUAAUAUGUUUGAAAAUGAAUAUAAAUAACCUUUGGCAUAAUGUUUGGAAUAGAAGAUGAACAUUAUAUUAAUGGCUACAGAAAUCGAGAGAUUACAUAAAAUACUUUUAUCUAAGAAGGAUUAUUAUGAAAAAAAGAUUUAAGAUUUAAUUGAUAGAGGUACAUAAUCAUAAUAAUGAAUUAGAGCUCCAAAACAAAGAAUAAAUUACCAAUUAAGCAUAAACUAUUACUGACUUAAAUUAGUAAAUUUUAUAGAAGAAUGCUCUCAUUACUUAAAUUUUAUAAGAAAAGUAAUUUACAACUUUAAUAUUUAGGUCUUAAUAGGAAAUGAAUCUGUUAAUAAGUUAACAAUUAUUCGUUAUCAAUGAAAAAUACAAAAAUGCUGAAAUUUACAUUCAGGAAUUACAAAAGGAAAAUUAGCUAUUAAAAUAGUAAUUUGAAGAUGCCCCUUCUUUGAGAUUAAAGCUUUACAACUUAGAAUAGUGGUAUGCAAAAUUAAUUCAAGAGAAAAAUGAAGAAAUUCAAUUAUUGAAAUCACAAUAACCCUAAGUUAUUUAACAUGCUCCUUAGCUAACUAUAAUCAAUUAGCUUUUAGAAUAGAAGGAGAGAGAAUUAUUGUAAUGGUAAUAUAGUUCAUAAUAAGUAAAUAUAUACCAUGAGAAUUAAAAAUUAACUUCAGAACUUAAAUUUUUAAACGAUAAAUUAAAUAUGCUAUUAUUUGAUAAUGAACAUUUAAAAAAGAGAUUAGCUGAUAUUCAAUCUUAACCAUCAAACUAGACUACUUAACCAUAAUUUGCAAAUCUUAAAGGAGAUUCUUAAUGUACAGCUCCUAUAUUAUAUGAUUACCAGAGUACAAAAACGCCUAGAAGAUAUAAAUAAUAAUCCAUUAUUCCAACAGAUUACACUAAUACAUCUUUAUUAAGUUAUAGAAUAUUAAGAAGACCAUAAUCUGUUGGAUCAGGAAGUUCAAUCCACUUCUUAGGACAAGUACCAUAAAUUGGUUAUCCUUAGUUCUAACAAUCUCCAAGAUAUUCUAGGAAAUCAUUUUAGAAUCAUUCUUUUCAAUUCAACGAAAUUUUAAGAUAAAUUUAAAUUAUUUAAAAUCAACCAAUUCUUACUGUGUAAAACAUUGAAACUUAAAUUUAAUAAUUGAAUAAUUUGUUAUAAAUCAAAAGAUAAGAAUUACCUUCUCAAAUAACUCCUCCCAAAUAAAUUUAUUAAAUCAUGAAAACCUAAGGUAAUGAAAGAACGAUAAGUUAACCUUAUUCACCUCCUAACUAAAUCCAUAAUUAACCAAUCAAUAUUUUAUAAUAAAAUGUCCAUGCAAAUCAAAAAUAAAUGAUUCCUUAAUCUGUUAGAAUAUUCUCUAAAAAUUAACUAAAAUUACCCAAUAAUAUUGUUAAAUAUAGAUCAUUUUCUGCUGAAACUAAAAGAGAGUUCUCACCUAACAACAUUUAAUAUUAAUAAUAGCUAAUCCCAUAAACUUCAUUAUUCCUAAAUUAAUUAUAACCAGUCUAACAAAUUUAAUCUAAAUAUUCCCCUGUUUAGAAUGUGCAUCCAUUAUAGUAUACUAUCCCAAAGUAAGUUUAGAGAAGUGUCUCUCCACCAACUAUUUAAUACAUUCAAUAUUCAACGUAUAAUAUUAUUUAAUAUUUAUCAGAUUGUCACCUUAAGCACCUCAAACUGUCAGAUAUUAAGAUGUAAAAUAAUAUCAUUCAGUACAUACAUAACCAAUUUAAUAAUAUUAAGAUCCAUAAUAUUAUUAAUAUGUAUAAUAAUAAGUAAUGCCAGUAAAUUAUAUUCAAAUUUAACAGUCAUAAUAAUAAUACCCUACCCAAUCAUUAAAUCCAAGUGAUUAAAAUAAAUCUCCUAUUAAUGUUUUAGCUUAUCCUUAUGAUUACUCUCCCUAAAAUCCAGAAGAUCUUAGUAAGCAACCAUAAUAACCACAGUAAUAAAACUUUAAUGGAUUAUUCAUGACUCCUAAUAGUAUAAGAAAACAUGCCAUAUCUAGUAGUAAUUCUUCGUUGCCUUAUUCUUAAGUCAAAAACCUUAUUAAAAGAGAAAUAUAAGAUCCUUAAAGCUUACGUAAAUCAAGAGAAUCAAAACAUCAGAGCAAUCAAUCUUUACCAGUUUAAAUAUUAUAGCCAUCUGCUAUUGAUAAUAGUUCCUAAGUUGAACCUUUUUAAUUAUGUAGUGGUCAGUAAGAACCUGAUGAAUAAUUUAAAGAACCUUUAAAACCAGAAGAUAUUCCAAAAUCUCCAUAAACUUAAAAUCCUGCUUAAUUAACCAAACCUUCUGAUCAAACUAAAAACCCCCAAAAUCCAGAAAAUUUAUAUAAACAAUCAUAAAAACCAUAUAUUGUUUUAAAUAAGACUUAAAAUCCAAAUUCUGCAAGUAAAGUUACUUAGAAUCCUUAAUAAAACAAACAAUCCAUUCCAGAAAACUAAAAGAAACUAACAUAAUAACCUGAAAAUCAGAGAAAAAGCUAACCAGCUAGUGUUAGAAGUGUUUAAGAUCUAAAAUCCAUAAAUCAGCAUUAAGAUUCAGAAGAACUAUAUAAAUAGAAUUAAGAAUUAGAUAGAUUAAAGAAUCUUUUAGAAUAAAGUAAAUAAGAAAAUGAAAAACUUAAAGAACUAUACUAACAUAAUGAUUUAAAUUGGCAAAAAUAAUUCUAAUAAAAAUAUACUGCUGCUUUAUAGUAACUGCAACUCUUUGAAAGUUAAUUAUCCAUUUAAAACAGAGAAUAUCAUUAGAAUAUUGAAAAAUAAAAAUAAAGUUACAAUUAAUUACAAUAAAAAUUUGAUGAAUUAAAGAUAUUAUUUGAUAAGUAAAAAAUCGAAAUUAAUUAAUUAAAAUAAAAUUAGGAUGAUAAAACUAAAAAAGCUGUUCAAAAUGAAAACCAAAAAGAUGAUUUAUAAAAAUAACUUAUUGAUCUCUAGAAAUAAUUUGCUGAUUUACAAACUAAACUCAAAAACUAAAAGGAUACCUAAGUCUAAUAUUAAAGCAAAAUAUCAUAAUAAAGUGAAAAUUUAUCUAAUUAUGAAAAAUAAGUGCAAUUAUAAAACUAAAAGUACAAUGAAUUGAAUACAGAAUACAUUCAACUUAAAUAAAAGUUUGAUUCAUUUUAAAAAGAAACUUCUUAAUCAAAAUCAGUACAAUCUAAAGAAAUCAAUUAAUAUUAAUAAUAGAUCACAUAACUACAAUAGUAAAUUAAUGAAUCUACUAAGUAACUAAAAGAUAAAGUUAAUUCCCUUUAAUCUUAACUAUUAUUAGAGCAAGAAUAGCAUUUAAUACUUAAGAAAUAAAACGAAAGUUUACAAAAAGAUUUUAAUAUUUAAAAAACUUAAAAUGUUGAAAUUUAAAAUCAAGUCAAUACUUUAAGGUUGCAAUUAAUUGAAAAAGAAUAACAACUCAAAGAAGUAUAGACAAUAAUUGUAACAAAAACUUAAUUAAUAUAAUCAUUAGAAAGUAAGGUGAAAGAGGUUUAAGCUUAAAAUGUAACAACCUCUUAAUAAGUUUAAUCAUUAAAUUAAAUUUAAGUUGAAAAUCUGAAAAAAUAAUUAUAAUCAGAAUAGUCGAGAAUUAAUGAAUUAAAUGAGUAGAUUUCUAAGCUUUAAUAAAAGAUUUAUACUUUAGAAUAAUAAUUGCAAGCAGAAAAAUAAAUUAAUAUCAAAAUGUCCAAGGAAAUUUAAAAUACUACAAUUGUUAUCUAAAAUGAUCACUAACAAUAAAUUCAAUUACUCAAAAAGGAAAAUUAAGAAUUAUAAUAGAAAUUAAAGUAAGGUGAGGUAAUAUUAUAAAAGGAAAGAGAAAAUUACAAUUAAUAUUAACAAUAAAGUAUGAACAUUUAAAAUAAAUAUUAAAUGCUUUCCUAAAAAUCUUCAUAAGAAUAUGAUGAAUAAAUAAGGAAUCUUAAACUUUAAAUUGAAUAAUUAAAAUCAUAGAAUGAAGAUCUUUCUAAUUAGAUUAUAACGGUUAAAUCUAAUUAUGAAAUAUAAAUGUCGACAAUGAAUACUAUGACAUCUUCAAAACUUAUUAAUUUAGAAAAACAAUUAGUUUUAGAGAAAGAGUAAAAAGAAAAUUCAUCUAUGAGAAUUCUCUAACUUGAAUAAUAAGUAGCUGAUUUUUAAAAGAUUAUUAAGUAAGAUUAAACUGAGGAAUUAAAAAAUAAAAUAAUUUAACUUGAAGGAUUAAUUUUAAAACUCUAAAAAGAAAGAGAUUUAAUUCAAUCUAGUAAAUAAAGAGGGGAUGAAGAAAUAAAAAUACUGAAUGUUCGAAUUAGUGAAUUAUCUAAUUUAAAUGAUCAAAAUUAAUAAGAAAUCAUGACUUGGAGAUCUAAAUAAAAUGGUCAAAAUGAAUUAGCUUCUCAUAUGACGACAUUAAAUUAAUAAAUUAAUAUUUUAAAAUAAGAAAAAUAGUCUUAAAUUAAUGAAAUGGAAAUUAUGAGAAAAAGAUCUGAAAUGAAUGUAUAAGACCAUGAAUUAUAAUUGAAUGAAUUAAAAAGUUCUUUCAAUAAAGAUCUUGACAAUUAAAAAGCCUUAAAUAGAAAAUUAUAGGAGGAUCUUCUUAAUUCUCAAAAUUUAUUAUAAUUAGAAAAGAGAGAAAAAGAAUUUGCUUAAAGAAGUAAGACUUAAGCAGAUGACAUAAAUAUAUAACUGAAUUAAGAAAAACACAUGCUACAAGAAGAAUUAAAUAAAUAAAAGAAUUAAAUAGAGUAAUUAUAAUAACAAAUUAAUGAAUAACGAUUGAAAUAUAAAAAUAGCAAUGAUGAACAAAAUCUUCUAAUGUAGUAAUAAAUUAUUAGCUACAAUAAUCAAAUUGAUAAUUUAAAUAAUAAUAAUUAAAAAUUAAAUAAAGAAAUUGAAAGAUUGAAUUUAUAAAUACAACAAUUGAAUAUUUCAAGGACAGAUUUAGAAAGUUAAAAUUUCCUUUUAAAAUAAUAGAUUUAAUAAAUUACAUUAUAAAAUCAAGCUAUUUAGUAAGAAAGAGAUAUGGAUACUAUAGAAUUAAGAUCAGUUGCUAAUAAUUCUGAGGAUUAAAUCUAAGAUUUGACAUUGAAAUUAGAAAGUUAAAUUAAAGAGACUGAAAAAUAUUAAAGAGAUGCUUUUAAUAAUGAUCAAUUAGCUUAAUAACUUUAAAAGAAAUUAUCUGAGGUAAACCUACAAAAUUAAAAAAUAAAACAAUAAUAUGAAAUAUAAAUAGAAGAACUAGUCAAAUAAAUUAAUUAAAAAGAAAGGCUAGAAUUAUAAACAUAACAAAAAGUUCAAGUAUUUCCUUAAAUCUAAAAUACUCAUUUAAUUUAAGAAAAUGAAGAGUUACUAAUGAAAAUUGGUCAAUAUGAAUAAAUGAUAAAGUAAUUAUAAGAAGAAUAUUAUAAAUAAUAAAGUGAACUUCAAAAAAUAACUAAGGAAUAUCACAAUGUAAUAAAUUAAUCUGAAAAAACAGUAGUAACAAUUACUUAAUAUCAAUAAUAAUAAGAUAAUAUGAAAAGAAAAGAAGAUCUAAUCAAAUAAUUAUAAUAAUAGGUUUAAGAUUAAUCUAAGAAAUUUGAAUCUGAAAGAAAUAGAUAUUAGGAUGAAAUUAAUAGAUUAACCAUUAAAAAUUAAGAAUUAUCUAAUUUAUUGCAAAAUAAUCUUAAUAAAUAAAUAAUUGAAGAAAAUUUCAAUCUGAAAAAUUAAAUACAAUUAUUACAAUAAGAAUUAAAAAAUACACCAAUUAAGGAAACAAUUAUCUAUUAAUCUGCCUCUCCUUCAAGAAGAAAUGAUGAUGAAAUUGCUAAAUAUAAAUAAUAAGCGAAUUAAUAAUAGUUAAGAAUGAAUUAAAUGGCAAGUGAUUAUAAUUUAUUAGAGUAAUAAACAGAAUUAGAAAAAAACUAAUUAGAAAAACAAAUUAAAUGCUUAUAAGGUGAUUAAUAAAAACUUUAGAAUGAAAAUAGCCAAUAAUAACGAUAGAUUGAAUCUUUGUAGAGAUAGAUACAGCAAUUAUAAAUGAAUCGUCAAAAUGAUAUGCUUUAGGAGUUAGAAUUUGAAUUGAAAAAACUAAAAUCAUAAUUUGAGAUAACCUAAUUAUAAUAUAAGUAGGUUUAAGAAGAAUUAACCUCUGCUAAAUCUCAAGUUUUCUAGUAUAUAGAAGACUUAACAGAUGAAUAAAAUAAAAAUAAUGAAUUAUAGCUUAAAAUCAUUUAAUAGGAACAACUUUUAACUGAUCUGAAAAAAAAAUAAAAUAAUUCUGAAACCUCAAUCAUUAAAGAAACAACUAUAAUAAAGGAAUAAUAAUAGGACCCAUUAUUAUUGUAGAAAGUUGAACAAUUAAAUGAAGAUAAUUAUUCUCUUAGAAAGUAAUUAUAAAGUUUAGAAGAUGAUUAUAUUUAACAGUUAAGACUCUAAUAAUUGUAAAUUUAAGAUCUAAAUAAUAAAAUAAAAGAAUUACUAUAAGAAAGUAGUAAUAAAACUACUAUUAUUGAAGAAACUGUAUAUAAUAGCAUAUCAAAUGAUCAAUCUGCUGAAAUUAGAAAAUUAAAAGAUGAAAAACUAUUUUUAUAAUAAGAAUUGCAAAAGUAGUAAUAGUAAUACAUAAAAUAAAUUCAAUAGUAGGUUGAUGACUAUGAAUUUAGAAUAUAAUAAUAUUAAUAAACCAUUUAAUAGUUGAAAGAAUCCAAAUAGAUUCAGACAAAUAAUGAUUAAAAUCUCUUAAAGGAAAACUAAUUGCUAGCCGAUUAAGUCAAGCAUUUAUAAAAUGAAUUAGCAAUAUCUAGAAGUUAAUUAUAAGAUUAAUUUUAAUCUAUUAGUUAAAAUUCAGUUGAGGCAAAUAAAGUUAAGUCAUUGUAAAAAGAAAAUGAAGAAUUAAUUUAGUAAGUAGAAAGAUCUAAUUAAAUUCAAGAAAAUAAUCAUUAAAAUCUUUUAAAAGAAAACUAGUUAUUAAAUGAUCAAAUUUAGCAUUUGAAAGAUGAACUUAAAAUUUCUAGAACACAAUAUCAAGAUUAAUUAUUGUCUAUUAGUUAAAAUUCAGUUGAGGCAAAUAAAGUUAAGUCAUUAUCAAAAAUUAAUGAUGAAUUACUUCAAUAAAAUGAAAAAUAAAAACAAGUUAUUAUAUUAUUGGAAUAAAAAUUAUCAAAUAUCUAAAUAAACAUCGAUGAAAAAGAAAAGGAAUUAUAAAAUCUAAAAUCUAACAAUCAAAGUUUAAAUCGUCAGAUAACAGAAGCAUCUAAAUUGAAUUAAACUGUAAAUCAAGUUAACAAAGAUAGCGAAUAUUUGAAUCAUCUCAAAUAAUCUGAUGAUCUUUUAAAUUAGUAAAUUAAUUAACAGAAAGAGGAAAAAGAUAGUCUUAAAAAAAUAAUAUAAGAUUAUGACAAAGAAAUUAACCGUCUUAAUCAAAUAAUUAAGAGUUUAGAACAUUAAAUUUCUGAGAAAAAUCAAUAAAACUCAGAAUUAUUAUAGAAAUUAAAAGAUUAAGGUUAAAUUUCAGUUUAGCUUAAAGAAAAUUUCACUAAAUCUUCUGCAGAUUCUGGAAAACUUGAAUAAUCAUUAAUUAAUAAAUAAAAUGAAAUCUAAUAAUUAGAGAGUGAAAAUAAGAAAUUGAAUAGUAAACUUUUAGAUAAUUAAAAUUUAAUUAGAAAGUUAUAAUAAGAAUUAAUGACUUAUGGAAAUGAGAAAUAAAAGUUAUAAUUCUAAUAUCAAUAAGAAGUGUUAAAUCUUUAGAAUUAAUUAAAGAGAAUGUAAUCACAAAACUAAAAUCAGGAAGAUAUAAAAAAGAAAGAAUUAGAAUUGAUUGCAUAGAGAAAUGAAAUUAAUUAAACAAACGAAACUUUUAAUUCUCCAAAAGUGAAAAAUACUAGCAAAAGUCAAAAUAAACCUAAUGUGUCUUUCAAUUCAUCAGAAGAAUCAAAAGGAAAAUAUUAUAAUUGUUCACUUUAUACUAUGAAUAAAAAUGGAUCCAAUUAUUAUACUCCACUAAGAUAAGUAAAAUCAAAAGGAGACUUAUUGAAUUCUCAUGAGAAGAGUUAAAUAACUUCAGAUGAAGAUUUAAGAAAAUAAAUUAGUCUUUGGCAAUAAAAAUAUGAAGAAUUAUUAAGAGAUAGAUAUUCAAAACCUUAUAUGGUAAAUCCUUAAUAAAAUAGAUCAAUUUAAGAAUUUAUUGCUAUUGAUGAAAAAGUGAAUUGGAAAUCUAAAUAUGACGAAUUAAAAGUUUAAAUUUAAAAUUCAAGUUAAAAUUAAAAUGAAAAUGAAAAAAUAAUUGAAUAAUUAAGAUAAAAAAAUGAGUUACUUGGUUCUUAAUUAUACUAAAUUGAAACGGAUUAUCAAUAAUUAAAAAGUGAAAUAACUAUUUAUUAAAAGAAGUAAGUCAGCGAUGCAACUUAAGCUAAUUUAAAUUUAUAAAGAACUAUUGAUUAAUAGAAUUAAAAAAUUAUUAAUUAGUAAAAUGAAAUAGAUUAAUUGAAGUUAAAACUAAAACAAAUAAUAGAAAAUAAGAAUAAUUAAGAGAAAAAAUCUAAUUAUCAAUAAAAUGAAUACAUAAAACAAUUAGAAGCUGAAAACUUUGAUUAUUCACAAGAAAUAUAAUCUUUACAGAUUGAAAUUAAAAGAUUAUAAGAAAACAGAAAUAUGAUGAAAUACUAAAUGAACGAUUAAGAAAUUAAUUUAUAAUCUGGGCAAAAUUAAAAUUAAAUGGAUUCAAAAUAAUACUAAUAGUAGAUUGAGACGCUACAAAAUGAAGUCAACAUUUAAUAGAAUUAGAUAUUCUAAUUAUAAAAUUAAUUAAAAUAAGCAAAAGUUAAAGAAAUUGAAUUGGAAUAAAAGUAUAAAUAUGCAACUGAAGAUUUAGAGCAUGUUUAAAAGAUUUAUAAUGAACUAAGAUAGUCAAACUUAGAAUAAUAAUAGUAUUUCAAAUAAUAAUAACAAACAUAAAAAAAUUAAUUGAAUCAAUAGCAAUAAUCAUCCUAACAAUAAUAAUAAUAAUAAUAAUAACAAUAACAAUAAUAACAAUAAUAACAAUAAUAAUAAUAACAAUAAUAACAAUAAUAAUAAUAANGAUCCAAUUAUUAUACUCCACUAAGAUAAGUAAAAUCAAAAGGAGACUUAUUGAAUUCUCAUGAGAAGAGUUAAAUAACUUCAGAUGAAGAUUUAAGAAAAUAAAUUAGUCUUUGGCAAUAAAAAUAUGAAGAAUUAUUAAGAGAUAGAUAUUCAAAACCUUAUAUGGUAAAUCCUUAAUAAAAUAGAUCAAUUUAAGAAUUUAUUGCUAUUGAUGAAAAAGUGAAUUGGAAAUCUAAAUAUGACGAAUUAAAAGUUUAAAUUUAAAAUUCAAGUUAAAAUUAAAAUGAAAAUGAAAAAAUAAUUGAAUAAUUAAGAUAAAAAAAUGAGUUACUUGGUUCUUAAUUAUACUAAAUUGAAACGGAUUAUCAAUAAUUAAAAAGUGAAAUAACUAUUUAUUAAAAGAAGUAAGUCAGCGAUGCAACUUAAGCUAAUUUAAAUUUAUAAAGAACUAUUGAUUAAUAGAAUUAAAAAAUUAUUAAUUAGUAAAAUGAAAUAGAUUAAUUGAAGUUAAAACUAAAACAAAUAAUAGAAAAUAAGAAUAAUUAAGAGAAAAAAUCUAAUUAUCAAUAAAAUGAAUACAUAAAACAAUUAGAAGCUGAAAACUUUGAUUAUUCACAAGAAAUAUAAUCUUUACAGAUUGAAAUUAAAAGAUUAUAAGAAAACAGAAAUAUGAUGAAAUACUAAAUGAACGAUUAAGAAAUUAAUUUAUAAUCUGGGCAAAAUUAAAAUUAAAUGGAUUCAAAAUAAUACUAAUAGUAGAUUGAGACGCUACAAAAUGAAGUCAACAUUUAAUAGAAUUAGAUAUUCUAAUUAUAAAAUUAAUUAAAAUAAGCAAAAGUUAAAGAAAUUGAAUUGGAAUAAAAGUAUAAAUAUGCAACUGAAGAUUUAGAGCAUGUUUAAAAGAUUUAUAAUGAACUAAGAUAGUCAAACUUAGAAUAAUAAUAGUAUUUCAAAUAAUAAUAACAAACAUAAAAAAAUUAAUUGAAUCAAUAGCAAUAAUCAUCCUAACAAUAAUAAUAAUAAUAAUAAUAACAAUAACAAUAAUAACAAUAAUAACAAUAAUAAUAAUAACAAUAAUAACAAUAAUAAUAAUAAUAAUAAUAACAAUAAUAACAAUAAUAAUAAUAAAAGUAAUUUAAAUAUGAAUAAUCUAAAAUUGUUGAAUAUUAUACAGAAUAAUAGCCAAUAAAUUAAUCUGAUGAAUAAUAUAGAAAAAUAUUGUAAGAACUUAGUUUGAUUAAAUAAUAGAACUUCUCUUUGUCAGCUCAAUUAUAAGAGGCAACCUAAAAAUAAGUAAAUCUAAUGUAAGAGAUAAAAUAACUUUAAAUUCAAAAUGAGAGAUUAAAUUUAAGCAAUGUUAGAUUAAAUAAUGAGCAAUAGAAAACUACAGAACAAAUUAGUUAAGUAAAUAAGAUAAACGAUUUGUAUAAAGAAUUAUAAAUUGAAAACUAAAAGUUAAGAAGUGAAAUUUCCUAUCUACAAUAAGAAAAAUAAUAAAUGAUUGUUUCAUUUGAAUCAAAAUUAUAAUAAUAUUCAGCAAGUGCUAAUAAUAAAGUGAGAUAAUAAUAAAUUGAAGAUUUAAAAAGGGAAUUAGCUUUAUUAAAGAGAGCAACAUUAAAGUCCUCUGGAAUAGAUAUGGAUGCUGAAAGAUUGAGUUUUUCAACAUAAAUAACUCAAUUAAAGAAAUAACUUGAAUAUGAAUAAAUAAAAAAUAAAGAAUUGCAAUAGAAACUUCAAAAUUCUUCAUAAUAUUAAGUAAUAUAUUUAUUUAUUUUAGUCUGAUUUUGGACUAGUAGAGAGAUUGAACAAAGAGUUGUAAGAUAAAAUUGUUGAACUAAACUAAGUGAAAUCAGAGUAUAGGAAUGCAAUAAAAAUGAUUCAUUAAUUAGAGGAAUAAGUUAUAGAAAGAAUGGAGAAAGAAUAAUACUCUUGAAAUAUAAAUAUUUUUGUAGACUG